AUGUCGUGGCCCACAGCGGCGGCGGCGGGAUGGACUUCCGUUGCCCUGCUAGCGACUCCCCUGCUCUACUAUCAGCUUACACGAGGCAUCCCAUCUCGACAACGCCCUGACCAAGCCCCACGGUCCAAGUUUGGGGUGGUACCAGUGGACGGGUCUCGGCAGGGACUGGGUACACAGCUGCGGAAGGAUGGAGUCGAUAUCAUCUUCGUUCAUGGGCUGGGUUCCAACCCAGACACCACAUGGCGAGCCCGACCGCCGCGCGAUGCCACAAAGCCGCGUCAAUUAGAGGACGCAAACGAUGAUGGAGUCUGUUGGGUCACGGACCUCCUCGUGGACGACAUCCCCCCCGCCACAUGCCGCAAAACCCGGAUCUUCUUCUACAAUCACGAUUCAUACUGGCAACGUGGGGCGGUUCAGACGCGGCUGUGGAAUCUGGCAGGCAACAUGCUCCAACAUCUUCAAGGCAGAUUCCGACAAACCGAGGAGGAAAAGGCACGAGAUUUGGUGUUUGUUGCAUACAGUUACGGCGGCGUCCUUUUGAAACAGAAUACCACUCCAUAUCAAGACAUCGUGAGCCGAACUCGUGGAAUUGUCUUCCUUGGGACACCUCACCGAGGGUCUAGUUUUACUUCGCUAGGAUCGUGGAUUGCGUGGUUUUUACGGCCGCUAGGAUCGAAUGCGUUACUUCUCGACGAAAUAACAUACGACUCAUUACACCUUCAAGAUCUGCAUGAGCAAUUCACGCAGGUAAUCGAGGAUCAUGUUCAGGUAUACAACUUCUUUGAAGAGCGUCCCACCUGCCUGGUCGAUGUUGGAAUCUUUCAGUGGAGCAAGUUCGUUGUCAACCAACAGUCGGCGAAGUACUCCGAGGGUUCCGGACAUGUCCAUAAUGUCGGCUUGGCCGUCAACCAUGCUGGACUGAACAAGUUUGGGGAACGGACUGCGGAAUACGAGGCUGUCCGUGAUACGCUGGUGCGUUUCCUUCCGCCUCCGCCACGGCAGAUAUACUCUGUGCCAUCAAGUCGAGUAGAGACAUAUACAUCUCGGCGAGACCUUUCGCAAAAGAUCCAUAAGGGUCUGGGAGUGACUUUUAAUGGUGAGACCGCGGAGUUUGACGAGACUGUCAAAGGCUUCCAAGCAGUCAUCGUCCACGGAAUGGGUGGUGUGGGCAAGACACAGCUGGCACUGAAUUAUGCCGAAGAGACUCGUGCAUGUUACGAUCCCGUUUUCUGGAUUGACGCUCAAACGAAGGAGACAGUCAAAGCAAGUUUUGAACGAGGGGCAGCCGCACUGGGAUUGGAGUUUCAGAAUUCCCCGACUGCUGACCUAGAACUACAGGAAUUUCCUCCGGUGGCUGGCGUGUGCCGCUGGUUCUCCGAGAGGGACGAAGGAGACCCUCGAUGGCUGGUAAUUGUUGAUAACGCGGACGAUACUUCGUGGCGAAUUGAUGAGAUCAUCCCACGAGGGAGCCGGGGACAUGUGAUUGUGACGAGUCAGCACCAACAAACUCCAGGUUUCCUUCAAGGGUCUUGUAAGUUCGUCGAGGCUAGAGAGAUGAGCACCGAAGAAGCCCGGAGUCUACUCAUGACAUACGUCGGUCUGGCUGUGGGUUCAGAGUGGGUGCAACAGCUCGACGAAUUGGGAGACUUUUGUGACCAGGUUGUUAAACGGCUUGGAUGUCUGGCCCUAGCGGUAGAACUCGCUGGGCUCUACCUGAGUGAGCAGCUGCCCCAUCAUCGCAAUGACAUGAACAUGAUGAACUCCGACACCUUCUACCGGGUCUUCCGGCAAUAUCUGGAUGAUUUCGACCGACAUCGGGAUGAACUUCUCCAGGGGCAGCCUUUCCAGCGACUCUCGUCUUAUCAGAAGACGGUAUGGACUGUGUGGGACACAAGCUUAGCGGCCAUCGAGAGACAAGCUCCGCACAACCACGCAAUCCAAAUGCUGACGUUUCUUGCACAAUUUGACCGUGGGCAGAUGGAGAGGGAGAUGUUUCGACUCGCUAGUGAUGGUUGGCGUGACCUGUUUGAUGGAUUCAAAUUAUCCGAAAGUGAUGUGCCUGACUGGCUUCAACGAUUUGUUACAUGCCACGACAAUGGCUGGGACGACUUUCAUUACCGACAAGCUACGCAACCAUUAAAGCGUUAUGGGUUGCUUCGACAAUUAGAUGGUGAGUGGGCGGGAACGACCAUGCACAGUCUGGUGCAGUGGCGUGCGAGAAAAUCUGGAGAGGAGAUGAAUGUAGCCUGGAGACGAUGCAUAUUGAUCUUCCUCCUGGCGGCAGUGGUUCAGGCCGACCGCGAGGAAGAAGGGCAUUCGUUUGGACGGCACUUGAGCACACACCUGUUGGAGAUGAACGUCGGCUACAGCGAGCUGGUCCAGGAGUUGCAGCUGAAUGAAUUAAAUGCCGCGACGCUAGGGGGGGCUCUCCGGACAACAUUCUACGCAGAUGGUCGAUGGCAGAAGGCAAAGGAAUUGUCGGUGCAAUUAGUGGAAGUGAGAAAGAGGGUGCUAGGGCCGAGUCACCCCAAUACGUUGUUGAGUAUCGUCAAAAUGGCGACCAUACUCUCGGCAUUAGGGAAGUACGAGGAGGCUGAGAUGAUGGUGCGAGAAACAUUACCGGUGGCCGAGGAGAUGGUAGGAAAGGACCAUACUUUUACGCUUAACAUGAUGAAUAACCUAGCCGUGGCUACGAUAGGGCUAGGGAAGUUCGAAGAAGCAGAGCUGUGGCCUUGUCCCACCUACGGCAGUUCGACGAAGCAAAGAGCAUUUUUGAGCAAGUGCUACAAAUCAGUGAGAAGGAGCUGGGAGAGGAGCAUCGAGAAACACUAUCCAGCAUGA
This is a messenger RNA of Fonsecaea multimorphosa CBS 102226, 2841 nucleotides long. RefSeq lists its product as uncharacterized. The transcript has 6 exons. NCBI's taxonomy places the organism in Eukaryota, Fungi, Ascomycota, Eurotiomycetes, Chaetothyriales, Herpotrichiellaceae. Gene Ontology annotation, molecular function: protein binding; ADP binding. The coding region runs from base 1 to 2841 and encodes 946 amino acids. The record is from RefSeq and is a predicted model, not a curated record.